Stereum hirsutum FP-91666 SS1 is the source of this 2179-nucleotide messenger RNA. RefSeq lists its product as uncharacterized. NCBI's taxonomy places the organism in Eukaryota, Fungi, Basidiomycota, Agaricomycetes, Russulales, Stereaceae. Gene Ontology annotation, molecular function: DNA binding. The record is from RefSeq and is a predicted model, not a curated record. Bases 40 to 1563 code for a protein of 507 amino acids. The transcript has 3 exons.
CCCCGGCUUCCUUCUCGACCACCACCUCCGCCUGCUCGCAUGCAGCACCAACAGCAGCAGCAGCAGCCGACCCUCACAAACGUACGCAUCCGCUCAGUAGACGACGUACACCGCAUCUUCUUCGCCGUUCAUAGCGGUAUCUUGGACAUCAUCACCCGCAGACUCGAUGUAAGGGAGCGUCAAGCGCUGGACAGUGGCCACCUCUAUGUCUUCGAGGACCGUGGCCAGCACGCAGUUACAGGCAUCGGAAUCGAGCGCUUCACAGAAGGGAGACAUUGGUCUGCCUCCCGCGUCAGAGAUGAGUUUUUGUUCUAUUACGAGAAGUGGAAACCUCCUCGAAAUCAAUCCUCAGGCGCUCGAGCCGGGAACCAAGCUGAAGAUAUGCCGCCUCCUCGCGGAUGGGAGCAGAUGGUGAAGCAGACGUAUACUGCUUGGAUGACUUUAGGGUCAGUACGACGCAGAUUCCAUAUGAUCUACUAUUGGCGCCAGUCGGACGUAGACAGGAUGCGGAACGUAGAGGAAAUCGACGCCCUCAGGAUGCUGAGUAUACCACCGGGGAUAUUUCGCACUUCACGCACGUCCAAUCGAGGUCGGGGGCGCAGGGCCACCAACGCAAGCCCUGACGCGCAGCCUCAAGAACAUCAACCACCAAGACAGUCCACCUCGACCGAACUACAGGCCUCCACAUCCACUACUGCUUCCACGAACCCGCAGUAUUCUGACCUUCACAUCCCGAACCCUACUCCCCCUGCCACCCAACACGUCCAUCACUCCGCGCCACAGAACGACUCGUACUCCAUGUCUCACUAUACCCCAGAAUACAACUAUGCGUCUUCUGCUCCACCAAUAGCCUACCCACCCACAUCGCAGCCAUCGCGCCAUCUUCAACCGCCUGGGUACGAACAGCAGAGUGGGAUUGCGGAUGAAUCUAUCUAUGUCUUCUCUACUCCACAGGCCCAGACCUCGGAACAACACCUCUCGCCCCCUCCGCCCGCGCCGAAUAUAACUUACAAUUGGUCCCAUGCUUCUCCUCAUGACCAUAUCCCACGCCCCGCCUAUUCCCAAAACGAGUCCCUCUACGUCUCGCCCGACAACGACUCUCCGCUGCCAAUCCCUAUGUCCUACGUCACCGCCCAUAUGUCUCCACCAUCUUCCGGUUCAUCACUUUCUUCGCCACAUUCACAUCCUGCCAGCGAAUACUCUGGCCCGUCCUCUUCACCAUACGUCACCUCGCUCUCCGGAGCACAGAUCCCUCCAAAUCACUAUUCCAACUCGAUGUAUACUUCUCAUAGCGAUAUCCACAUGUCACAGCAGAACGGAUCCGCACUACCUCGCUCGCCGUUCGCGAUACCGGACUCGACCCAGUACGAACCGUUCUUCUCCAGUCCGACCGAACAACAACCCGACGUUCAAUUUCCCAUGGGGAACACCGCGGAGAACGGUCCAGAGAACCCCAACGGCGUUGGCCUCGCUCCUAUGUCUGCCUUGCGCAGGUUCCAUCCGUAUCGUCGUGAUCCAACCGACGACCAACUGCUAUCUGUUCUCGGCAAUCGUCGAAUCUGACCCUGACCCGCCCUCUUUCUCCCCGGCGGGCUUGCUUCUUGGAUGUUUGCACCUUCCGUUAUCCUUGGCCCCUUUCUCGUCCUCGUCCAUCACUUUGCUUAUUUGCGUAUUUCCCGCGUACCCCUCCUUCGUUCUUCAUCUCAUCUUUCGCACUGCUUCACUUCUUCUCAUCUGGCUUCCCCCUCGCUCCGUGCUUUGCCCUCACUUUGCUCGAUACCACCGCCCACAUCGCCCUUGUUCUCGCUGUCCUAUAAUUUCUGUUCUGCUCUGCUUUCUGGUCUUCCCUUCGUAACUUCUUCCCUUCCUCUGGCAUCUCACUAUAUUCCUCUUCCUUUCUUCACUUACCUUUACGGAAGGUUGUACGAGCUCACAUGUGUUACAUUACCACCGCGGCAGCAUCGGACAGUCUGGCGUUAUUGUUCUUCAGUUACUUUUUCUUUCCACUUCCUCUCCAACCUUCGUUUUCUUGGGAGAACACUUCCGUGUUCGAAAAUGAACGCAGAUCUGGAUUGACUUUCUUGGAGUUGAAGCUCGCAGUUUGGAAAGAGCCUGUCCUUGUUUGACGCGGCCCAUAUCAAGCUUUUUGAGUUUCUGGUUUUGACUUAGGCGUAGUGAU